This is a messenger RNA of Cryptococcus amylolentus CBS 6039, 537 nucleotides long. RefSeq lists its product as hypothetical. NCBI's taxonomy places the organism in Eukaryota, Fungi, Basidiomycota, Tremellomycetes, Tremellales, Cryptococcaceae. The record is from RefSeq and is a predicted model, not a curated record. Bases 1 to 537 code for a protein of 178 amino acids. The transcript has a single exon.
AUGACAUCGCAAACUUCAUACCUCAGUACCCAACAUUGGAUAAAACAAGAUCCAGCCGACGAGGAGGAUGACGAGAUCUCACCCACCGAAGAAGAAGACGGAGGAGAAGAAGGAGAGCCGAGCUUUACAUCACAACUGAGCUGUAAACCCCACCCCAAUGGCCUCCUCAUCACCGAGCUUGACGAGAACCGGGACCUGUGGCCUGAGACCGGUCGUCCAGGUUCAGAUAUCACAUCUUACAUCAUUUCCGUCAUAUCUUACGACCCCGCAACGAAGAAGCUCUCCCGCGAGACAAAGACAGCAAAUCGGCCUCUGGAAAACUAUGAGGUGCAAGACUUUCUCGAUGCCAUCGGGCCUGCAAAUCAGAUGGAUGACUCUAUCCGAUUUCGGCUGGGUGAGUCAGAAAGGGACAAGGAUGGCUGGCUCGCUACGUGCUUCAAGGAAGAAAAUGCGGACGCAUUGAGGAGUAAGCAAGAGGAGCUUUUUGAGGAAUUGAAGAGUCAGUUUCCGAGUGUUAUGCUGCUUGAUCGUGUGUAA